Molecule: messenger RNA, 1174 nt
Organism: Mastomys coucha (southern multimammate mouse)
Lineage: Eukaryota; Metazoa; Chordata; Mammalia; Rodentia; Muridae
Gene: Vdac1
Product: voltage dependent anion channel 1
Exons: 10
Coding region: 284-1174 (296 amino acids)
Biological process (GO): monoatomic anion transmembrane transport
Cellular component (GO): mitochondrial outer membrane
Molecular function (GO): voltage-gated monoatomic anion channel activity
Source: RefSeq, a predicted model, not a curated record
GCCAGAGUGCACGCAGGCCUUGACGCGCGAUCGCACAAGAUCACAGAGCCGCAGAGGGUGAGAGCGCUGCUCACGAGUGGGAAGAAGACCCCGGGACGGGUCUGGGCGCUGUCCGGGGUGGAGCCGAGGGCGGAGCUUCGGGUCGGGCGCGCAGAGCUGGGGCGUGUCCGCGCCGCCGCGAUCUGCGCCGCCCCGCCCUCGGCCCGUUCGCUGCGCUCCCAGCCUCCUCGCCGCAACCCCUGCCGUAGCUGCCGCUGCUCCCGCCGUCACCGCCUCCGAGAACAUGGCUGUGCCUCCCACAUACGCUGAUCUUGGCAAGUCCGCCAGGGAUGUCUUCACCAAGGGCUAUGGCUUUGGCUUAAUAAAACUUGAUUUGAAAACGAAGUCGGAGAAUGGGUUGGAAUUUACCAGCUCAGGCUCUGCCAACACGGAAACUACCAAAGUGAACGGCAGUCUGGAAACCAAGUACAGAUGGACUGAGUAUGGGCUAACAUUUACAGAGAAAUGGAACACAGACAAUACCCUGGGCACUGAGAUCACUGUGGAAGACCAGCUUGCUCGUGGACUGAAGCUGACCUUUGAUUCAUCUUUCUCACCUAACACUGGGAAAAAAAAUGCUAAAAUCAAGACAGGGUACAAGAGGGAGCAUAUCAACCUGGGCUGUGACGUGGACUUUGACAUCGCUGGGCCCUCAAUCCGGGGUGCUCUGGUGCUUGGCUAUGAGGGUUGGCUGGCUGGCUACCAGAUGAAUUUUGAGACCUCGAAGUCCCGAGUGACCCAGAGCAACUUUGCAGUUGGCUAUAAGACGGACGAAUUCCAGCUUCAUACUAAUGUGAAUGACGGGACAGAGUUUGGUGGCUCCAUUUACCAGAAGGUGAACAAGAAGUUGGAGACUGCCGUCAAUCUUGCCUGGACUGCAGGAAACAGUAACACUCGCUUUGGAAUAGCAGCCAAAUAUCAGGUCGACCCUGAUGCCUGCUUUUCGGCCAAAGUGAACAACUCCAGCCUGAUUGGCUUAGGGUACACCCAGACUCUAAAACCAGGUAUCAAACUGACGCUGUCAGCCCUGCUGGAUGGCAAGAACGUCAAUGCGGGCGGCCACAAAGAUGCGACGUCAUCACGCCGGGACGUAGCUGCUUCGGACGCGCACCUAACGUCACCUCGCAGAACCUAG